This is a messenger RNA of Suillus paluster, 1032 nucleotides long. RefSeq lists its product as uncharacterized. The record is from RefSeq and is a predicted model, not a curated record. Gene Ontology annotation, molecular function: protein binding. Bases 67 to 621 code for a protein of 184 amino acids. The transcript is spliced from 4 exons. Lineage: Eukaryota; Fungi; Basidiomycota; Agaricomycetes; Boletales; Suillaceae.
GACACAACACAUAUCCUUUGUCACAAGUAAGACUAUUUACCCCUCAUCGUAUCUCUUGGGUCUAACAUGUCUGACUUCACAAUGCACUUGCACACUGACCCAGCAUCUGGGGCAAUUGUUACUGAGGCGGCUCACUUAAACAAUCAAGCCCAUAGCCUCUCUCAUCAAGGCAAUUAUACCGGUGCAGAGCAACUCCACCUGAGUGCACUCAAGCUUAAACUCAGUGCAGUUGGUGAGAAUGACUCGACUACUGCCAUCACCCGCAAUGCACUCGGAGAACUAUACCUCAAGAUGGGCAGAAUCGCGGAUGCUGAAGAGCAGCUCAAAAAGGCUCUUUCCGUCCGCAUGAUGAUGGGGCCUGCAUAUGAUGCUGCAGUCACUGUCGAGAAUCUUGGUGGAGUGUACGAAAUAAAGGGCGACCUUGAGGAAGCGAGGAGGGUAAGACUGUCCCACCCUGAAAACAUUAUGGUCUGCGGAAACUAUGACUGUCCCGGUACGACAUUUAAUCAGAGCCGGCUUUUAGCUUGUUCUUCAUGCAAGUCUGCCUUCUAUUGUGGAAGAGCUUGUCAGGCGAAUGACUGGCGCGCUUGCCACAAGCGGUUCUGCAAAAAGCGCACAUAAAUCACGAUCCCUCAUGACUUGAUAGUUUUGCGUCUCCUGACACUCGAGGAGUUCUGGGUCCUCUCAUCCAGUGCUUGCGUUUAUAUGACGUGUUCCCCCACUUUUGUCUCAGUGGCACGCCAGGCAAAGAAGGACAUAGUAUCACAGUAGGGUCAAGCUCAGCCCUCCGCAUGAGCGCCAUAUGUCACCCAUUCUGGUUAAUCAUGUAAUACAAGAAAUCCUGUGUUGUGACUCCCUCAGUGGGCGUGCGAUAUCGAUGCCCAGUCUGACUAUUGUUUGACGUGGCUACACUACUUGUCCGCGCCGGUCAUGAGGCUACUGGUUGAACAACGAGUUGCAUUAUUAGCGCACCAUCACCUUAUCGUCACGCAGUCACAGGAUCUGUUACCGCUCUGACUUUUCUUCGUCACG